Messenger RNA from Periophthalmus magnuspinnatus, 5169 nucleotides. RefSeq names its product poly(A) polymerase gamma (gene papolg). Gene Ontology annotation, molecular function: poly(A) RNA polymerase activity; RNA binding. Gene Ontology annotation, cellular component: nucleus. Bases 365 to 2818 code for a protein of 817 amino acids. Lineage: Eukaryota; Metazoa; Chordata; Actinopteri; Gobiiformes; Gobiidae. The record is from RefSeq and is a predicted model, not a curated record. The transcript is spliced from 24 exons.
ACACACUGGAGUCACGUGAUUUCUGGCCUCCCAGCUUUUUGCAAAUGGUCGCUGCUCUUGCGUACGGCUGCUGCUAACGCGUGCUAAAACUCCUCUAAUUUUUGACCAAAACAUCUCCUGGACCUCUUCAUCCGCUGCUAUCAUCUACUUUAACGUGUUAUCCGCGCAGAAAGACUUCGAUAUGCGUGUUAAUUCAGGGGUACAAGCCGAGAUUUCGCGUUAUAAGAAGUAAUUCCGGUUCAAAGUGACCAUUGUUGAGUAGGGUCGAGAUUGUUAGCAUAGCAUUCCCCCUCACUUGGCGGACUUUCUUUUUCUUUUCUACCUGUGUACAGCGCAUAAAACAACGCAAAUCUGUUAGCGUGUUAUGAAAGAAAUGUCCAGUUCUGUGCCUAGUGGACAGCAGCCUCCCAAACACUAUGGCAUCACUUCUGCCAUCAGUCUGGCUCCUCCUCGGGACAUCGACCAUCAGUACACUGACAAACUGUGCGACGCCAUGAAGCCGUUCGGGGUGUUUGAGGACGAAGAGGAGCUCAACCACAGACUUGCAGUCCUUGGGAAAUUGAAUAAUUUAGUUAAGGAAUGGAUCGCAGAGAUCAGUGAAGCAAAGAACCUUCCUCCAUCAGCAAUAAGUUGUGUUGGGGGCAAGAUUUUCACAUUUGGCUCAUAUCGCCUUGGAGUCCACACAAAAGGGGCUGAUAUUGACGCUUUGUGCGUGGCUCCACGCCAUGUCGAGAGGACAGACUUUUUCCAGUCGUUCUUUGAGAAACUGAAGCAGCUCGAAGAAAUCAAAGAUCUGAGGGCUGUUGAAGAUGCUUUUGUGCCUGUGAUAAAGUUUAAAUUUGAUGGAAUAGAGAUUGAUCUGCUGUUUGCGCGUCUGGCUCUUCAGUCGAUCCCUGAUAAUUUGGACCUCAGAGGAGACUCUAUCCUCCGAAACCUCGACAUCAGAUGUAUCCGCAGUCUCAACGGCUGCAGAGUCACUGAUGAAAUCCUGUAUUUGGUGCCAAACAAAGAAAACUUCAGGCUCACAUUGAGAGCCAUCAAACUCUGGGCAAAACGGCGGGGGAUCUACUCAAAUAUGUUGGGGUUUCUUGGUGGAGUUUCGUGGGCGAUGCUCGUGGCCAGGACCUGUCAGCUUUACCCCAACGCUGUGGCAGCAACGCUCGUGCACAAGUUCUUCCUUGUUUUCUCUAAAUGGGAGUGGCCGAACCCUGUGCUUUUGAAACAGCCUGAGGACAGUAAUCUGAACUUACCGGUGUGGGACCCUCGAGUUAAUCCAUCGGACCGAUAUCACCUGAUGCCUAUCAUUACCCCAGCCUACCCCCAACAAAACUCCACCUACAACGUCUCUACAUCCACGCGAACCAUAAUGAGUGAAGAAUUUAAAUACGGUUUGAGUGUCACAGAUGAGAUUCUUCAAGGGAAAGCAGAAUGGUCAAAACUGUUUGAACCUCCAAACUUUUUCCAGAAAUACAAACAUUACAUAGUUCUCAGUGCCAGUGCAUCAACAGAAGAUAAUCACUUAGAAUGGAUUGGUUUGGUGGAGUCAAAGAUCAGAGUUUUAGUGGGAAACUUGGAAAGAAACGAGUACAUAAACCUGGCUCAUGUGAAUCCACAGUCCUUCCCGGGGUCAAAGGAGAACCGCGAAAAUGAUUAUAUGUCCAUGUGGUUCAUUGGGAUCCUCUUCAAGAAAGUGGAAAAUGCAGAAAGUGUCAACAUAGAUUUGACCUACGACAUACAGUCCUUCACAGACACAGUUUACAGACAGGCGAACAACAUCAACAUGCUCAAGGAUGGGAUGAAGAUUGAAGCGACACAUGUCAAAAAGAAGCAGCUCCAUCAGUAUCUGCCCCCAGAACUUAUACAGAAGAAAAAGAGGAGUAUAGCAGAGUUGAAUCGCAGCUCGAAUGGCGGUAGCUCCAAGCGUAUUUCUCUGGACAGUAGUCACUUGGACAGUUCCACAAACACAGACUCAGGGACCCCCAUCUGCUCCCCGGCCUCCAAGCCCCUCAAGCCCACCUCCGAAACGGAUGAAGGAGCAAGUCCUCCUAAACCACUGUUUGUGGAGAGCUCUCCUGUGUCUGCAUCUGAGGCCCCUGAGGCUGUGCAGGGAUCAAAGCCCUCAGUGAAACCCUCCAAGCCACCCUCUCCUCCUCCCGUUGCCGCAGUGUUGCCAAACGCAGCGAGCAGUCCCAAAGAAGAGUCAAAUGGUGCGGCGGACGAUUCUGUGAACGGAGCCAGUAUAAAACGACCUCACUCCCCGACUCAAGAGGAGCUCAGCAAGAGGCACAAGGACGAGGCUGUGUCGAACGAUGAUGCUACUUUCAAAGAGCCUUACCCUCCUUCAGACGUCUGCUCAGAAGGAAUGAAUGUUAAUACCGCAUCAAAGGCAAAACCCAUUCCAACCCUCGAUACCUCAAGAACACAGAGACUUCCCAGCAUGGAGCUGCCCGAUGCCUCGUCUCCUCUUCCGGCCAGUAACAGCUGCAGAGUCGUCAAGAACUCCAUCAAACUGGCUCUCAACCGCCACAACAUCACACCUCAAAAGCCCGCUGUGUUUGAGGCCCCUCCCCCCACAGAAACCCCUCCAGCUUCGGUCGCCACAGUCACAGCAGAGAAGGGCAUGUCCAUUCCCGUUAUUGGCUCAAAGCAUGUGUCUAAGCUGGGAGCGCCCCCUGUUGGCAGCUCCAUCCCCACGCUGGUGAGUCGAAGCACGGACCCUUUAAACGGCUCCUCCUCUAAAAGACCCCACUCUCCAUCAAUGGAGGAACAGGCCAAGCGACUAAAGGAGACCGAGAAGGCCCGAAUCCACAUAGCCUAAAACACAGUACAAUAUAUAGACUUUAAUACCAUUCUCACACUGAAGAUUUGACUGGCAACAGAACCGUCAACACUCUAAAAGUCAAAUUGAUCAUGGAUUUGAACAUUUUUUCUCAAAUUCAUUAAAAGCUCUCGAAAUAUUCUCACAAUUUUUUUUUUUUUUUUACUUCUGCCAUUGCGUUUGUAAGCAAUGGGAAACAAUUAGUUCAUUUACGUUUUAAAAAAGAAGUCCCAACUCUCUUUUUGAUUUUGUACAGUAAAUGUUGAUGUACAUAACUUUGUCUUAAAAAUCACUGUUUAAAAAGUCUUUGGAUCGCUCUAUUGUAGUUUUAUCUAAAAACAAGAAAAAAGUUUAAAAAAUUGUAUCUUUUUCUUCUAUUGCUUGUCAAAAAAAAAAUUGUCUCCAGAUCUGAGUUUUUGGAAAUGUUUGGGCUUAAAGGAGGGAUUUUUUUUUGGAUCAUCACGAAGAGACAGUUCAGGUUGGUAUCAGAUUACAGUGAGUAGCUUAAAAGAACGAAUGGAUGUGACUAUAUGAAGCUAUUUCUAACUGUAAAAAGACACAUCUUUAAAACUGGAUUGUCCAAACUUGGUCCAGAGAGCAAAAUUGAUACUGUCCAUUGCAACCAUUUUAAAGCAUUUUUAAAAGAAGGCAUUCUAGUCCUUUAAUCUCAAAGUAAAUUAUUUAUCAAAAAUGUCCAAGAAAGUCAAUUUUUUUGUUCUUUUGUGGCUUAUGACUUAUUAAAUUAACCAGUUAACCAGUUAAAAUGAUUGCAAAUCUUGUUUACAGUAAGGUAAUGUAUUUUAUAUCAGUUGUUCAUUCUCAGUUUUCAAAAUGACCUCCCAAAACAAGUUCAAAUAAGACAAAAAUAAUAAUUAAAAAUGUCAAUUGUUUAAAUACAUGAAUGUGCAUCAUUGACUUUAAAAUCAGAUUGUGCUUUACCAGCUCAAGUUUUUGUGGCCUUAGCAAUGCAAUUGAUUGUUAACAUUCAAAAUACAGUGCAGUACAUCAUUGAAAUCUUUGGACCAAUUUGCUUUUGAACAAGUUUGGACUCUUGUUUUAUAUCAAUUGUACUGGACAUUUUGGUAUAACACCAACCAAAACGCUUAAGUUCAGCGUCUCAGAGCCUUAGCUGCUUGCUCUUAUUUGAAUUCACUCUCAAAACUUCUUAAUCCAUUCUUUUAUCAUAACUUCUCUUUAAACCACGACCCCCAUCCCCACCCUAACCUCAUUUUUCCCUGGUUAAUCGUUUGUCUUGGCUGCUUCGUGGACAAAAUCUGUUAAAAUGUGUAGUUUCUUGACGUAUGCAUGUGUAUUGGGGUAUCUGGGGAAUGAUUUCGAAUGGUUGCGUGUUGUGUUCGAGUGCAUGCAUCGUUGGUUGUGAUUUUUGCGAGAAAGAUUGAAAUUCCCGGUAGUUUGGGUGUUGCCGCUGCGCCUCCCGUGGAGGUUCUUAAACACAUUUGGGCAUCUCCUCCUCUUGGGGCCAUGGAUGGGGGUCCGGAGACAACUUUUUUGUGUUUUUCCUAGUUUUUUGGUCAUGUUUUUUCAAGUAAGACUGAAUUUUAAGUGCAAUUCAAAUGGAUGGAUAAGUAUUGUAUGAUGGGUCUAUUAGAUGCAAAGAAUUUGAGGAUAGGCUGUUACUAUUUAAAGAUAUACUAUGUACUUUUUCUGGAGUGUCCACCGCCUGCUUAUCUGGAGAUGUGGCUUUGUCUUAGAUGUUUCACAGUAUGGCAUUAAACCUGUCCGUCUGUAUUUAAUUACAGCUGUUUUUCAAAAAUACUUUAAAAAAUAUGUGUUCUGAAUGGUCUUGCGUCUCCACCUGGUCCUUGGGGGUGUCACUUUUUUGUCUCCAUGAAGAUAAAUAUGUUUAUGGAGAUGAGAAGAUGCAUACUUUUUACGGAAAAGUUACAUAAUGCACCUUUUGUUGUGAUAUUACAUACUGUAGUGAACAAUUUAGCUUCCAUAGAAUGUAAUUGGUUUAUAUUAAUACAAUGCUUGUCCAUCCCUUAAAAGUUGUGCAUCAAAAUCCGUUUUAUUUGAAAAAUUGUGACAAACUCUUUUCUUUCUUUGUACAGAUACGGUUUUUGAGAAAAGGCAUUCAUCAAAGGGGUUUUCUUAUGAUAUUAUUUAUAUUUGCAUAUUUGUACCAUGUGAUCUUUUUUUAAUAGCAUUCAUAGCAGGUAGGUUCAUAUUUUUUUCCACAUGAAACCUUUGACCACAUGUUUUUGCUGUUUGAAAACAUUUAAACAGAAAGCAGUCAUUUAGACGUUCGUUUCUAAAUUGUAACAAAUUGGUAUUUUUCUAUGUGUUUAUCACUUCCUUUAAUGAAUCCGUACAAAACAUUAAACCCCUUU